GAAUAACCUACCAAUGGAAAAUAACCUUCAAUUUUCAAAACGAUCUUAUUAUUUUCGAGGUUGCUCAGUUUACUCUUACUGUGUGGUGUACUAUAAAUAAUUACAUUGGCAGACUUUCUUGAAUCUGGUAUUCCGGGAAUUUUAAAGUAAUAAUUCAUUUAGAAAAGAGUAUAUCGUAAAGAAUGUCGUCAGAUAUUAUAACGUUGCUAAAACUGGACAAAAGUAUGUCAAAUAAAGUGGUUGUUGUAAAAGAAAUCAACAAAUGUGACAGUUCAUUCAUCACCAGUUGUUUGCUAAACUAUUGCAUCAAGAAUAAGACUGCUGUUGUUGUAGUGUCAACACACAACUCUCUGCAACACUAUCAAAAUGUGGGCCUCAAAAUGAAUUACAACUUGCAAAGAUAUGUGGACACAGGAUUAAUAAAUUAUUUUAACAUAGGUGAAUACUGCAUUAACAGUUUACUAAAUGACAAUAAACUGCCUGAACUUUUUGUGAAAGUAAAAGAAAAAGUAUUGUUGAUGCGACAAAAGUAUGAAACAGUUAAUGUAAUAGUGGAUGGAGCUUCACAUUUCUUUGACUUAGACUAUACACUGAAAGAAGUAAAUAUGUUUUUCAAAGAGUUAAUUCCAUUUGUAACUAGUUACAAUAAUUCAUUUGUUGUUUGUCAUUGUAAUGAAGCAAAUGAGGAUGAUGUGACAUGUGUGAUGUCUAAUUUAUUGAUGCACAAAGCUUACACUGUGUUGGAGGUUGAGAGUCUUACCUCUGGCUGGAGCGCUGAUGUAUCAGGCCACUUGAGUGCCAUGUACCCAGGACUAAAGUAUGAUAAUGAACAUUUGUAUGUCAUGGACUUAAAACCUUCCCGAUAUCUAUUUAAACUAUUUGAUAGAGGUGUAAAACUAUUUGCACCUGGCACUGUGUAAACUUUGUAAAUAUUACUAUAGCUAUAAUAUUUUAUUGCCAAAAGUGUAACAUAUUGUUAUGUUAUUAUAUAUACUUCUAUUUGUAAAUUGUAAAAUAUACCUAGGUAUUAAAAUUUGUAUAUUGUGUUGGAAUCAGGUUUUUUAAUUCUAUUUCUUUAUCGAUCAAGGUCGAGUCAUAUGCAAAUUAUUUAUUAGAAUAUUCAAAAUGAUACCUAUAAUUUUGUUAUUAAUUUUUAUAUAACAUCACCCACUAUUCUCUAAGAAUACAGUUAGAUAUGUACCAAUAGUUUACGGUACAGUAACUUACGAGGUUUACCUACUGUGGAAUGAAUUUAUUGCUGUAAACCCAAUAAGAAUUUCAAAUUCACAAAAAAUAAUAUUACGUGCGUAAGAUUCGUAGAGUUACCAUAUUCAGUCUGACACGUCUUAUUAAAAAUGCUCUAACCAACCCUUGUGGGUAUUUGAGGACAUUUUAGGGCAAAAUAUUAAAUGGGUACCUAUAAAGGUUUAACUGAGUCUGGAUAUAACUAAGAUUUGGAUUAAAUUUGACUCAUCGGAGGCCAGGGCGAUAGGGCAUCCUAACCGUACCUGCGUAACUUGCUUAUAUAGGUACCUGCGUGCUUUUUACAUAUAGGUUGGAACCUACAUUCGAUGGAUUAUCAAGUAUAAAUAGGCUUCGACACUUCGUGAAAGUCUAACCAAGAUCCAGAGCAAUUGAUGUCCUAUUCUAGUGCCCUUGAAUAGGCAACUUUGCAGUUCUCUAUCGCCCACAUGCCAGGGCACGUGGUAAAAAAUCAAAACAAUACUUUUGUCAGUCAGACCCUGACAAUGCCGCUGUGCCUUAUGAGCACAGAGACUUAAUGAAUGAAAUAAAAAUAAAGGAAUUUUGCGAAAGUCUUCUCAAACUAUUGGACAUGGAAACUGAGGGCCGGUCGUUGUCGCCGUACUUGGCAUGAGUCCAAAUGUGAGAUCAUUAUGGGACGGAAGCUAUGAAAAAAUGUACGUAGGUACUACUUAGCUAUCUAUUUACUAUUGUACAUUAGUACAAACUCGACAAACGAAAGUCAUGUGAUCCGAAAAGUCUAAAGUUCGUUGGCUACUAAACUGUUACCUAUUUCAUCGUCAAUUUAUAAACCUAAAAUAUAAUAAUACUUGAUAAUGUACAUUGGUUCCUACGUAGGUACCUAUCCACUUUCCUAUCCAUAUCCAUUAAUUAUAAUUAAACUAUCACAUGAACAAAGGGGUAGUUUUUUUAAGAGGCGAAAAUCAUCGACUGACUUCUCCCGGCUGGGUGAGCCGGAGGGAGUGUCAGACUGUU
Messenger RNA from Spodoptera litura, 2238 nucleotides. Its product is annotated as Elongator complex protein 6. Gene Ontology annotation, biological process: tRNA wobble uridine modification. Gene Ontology annotation, cellular component: elongator holoenzyme complex. The record is from RefSeq and is a predicted model, not a curated record. NCBI's taxonomy places the organism in Eukaryota, Metazoa, Arthropoda, Insecta, Lepidoptera, Noctuidae.